AUGGUCCAAGAAGAUUUGUCAGUCCUGACCAGCAUGUUCAAGGAGACCAACAUUGCUGCCAGACUGAAAAGCGAUCUCCCGAAUGACCAUUUCCGGGACAGAGACCGGGACAGAGACCUCCCAUUGAAAGCUACGGAUAGCGACUGCAGCGAUGACACUGCGGGACAAAGCGUCGGGCAUAUUUUUCGGGAUGCUGGUACUCUUAUCGAGCAGUAUCACGGGAGGUGGACACUAGUCUCGCAAUGUCACGACUUUGCUGCUGAUGUCAAGCUCAGCAUACUACCUAAAAGUAAUGAAAUAAUACAUGAGGUAAUCGAGGGCCACAUCAGGAAACUCACACAGGACGCCGUGGUCGGUGACUCGGCAGACUUUGUCAAGGUAGCGGCAGGCGAGGCUGUUAGGCUGCCAUCGAAACAAUUCCUCAGUGCUAUUCUUGAAACCUUUUUUAAGCUUAUUGAUCACAACACGGAUAUCUUCGAGCCACAGAUAACUUACGAGGCCUUGGAACGCGUCUACAAAGAGCCAUUAGCACCCUCGUCGGAGGCUUGGGCGGUAUGUUUCAAUCUCAUCAUUCUCCUCGUCCUAGGCGCCGAGAGUCCAACCCUGAUUGACGAUCCAUUCAUUCGUCCUGCUCUGCAAGCAUCACAAGUUGCAAUAAAGAAAUCAAGCAUCUCUUUAGGCCCGAAGCUCAUUAACGUGCAAACACUGGCUCUAUUGAGCCUGUUUGCCCAUCACUGCCAGAACGAGGAUCUUGGAGACAGACUCUUCAUGCAAGCCUGUAUCUUAGCCAAAGCCAUGGGACUGGAUCAGUACGCGCAUGGCCUUCAACCGCCCGGCCUGUCCGAGAUUGAAGCAACAGAGAGAAAAAAGGUGUACGGAUCGCUUUUUAUCCGUGACCAGCAUGCUGCGGUUACUCGAGGGACGAUCAGCUGGUUACCAUACAAUCGCAAUAGUAUAUCUGCAGUCAACCUGCAUGAUGAUAACGAUCGUGCAGGCUCGAAUUGCCAGUCACGGCACGACCUCGCCCGGUUACAGAACGAGCUGCAAACGAUCCUCUCACCUGAAGCUUUAAGAAGUCAAGAUCAGCGUGUCGCACUCUGUGAGCUACGGGAUCGCCUGAUGGUUUGGUCACGAGAGAUGAACGUGCCUUCUUCCACAGCCCCUUCGACCACAGAGAAUGUGUCAAUACACCUGACAUUCCUAAGCACGCGUAUCCGACUAAACCAGACUCUGUAUAGCUGCGAUACCGGGGUUUCCAACCAGCUCUUGCACGACUCCCGACUGUGCUGCUUACUGCUAGUAGCAUCUUGCUGCAGGCCCGUCCCCUAUGACCUUUGGCAUAGACUCCAAAGUCUUCUUGGAGAAGCAGCAUCCAUGGCGUCGCCCACACAAAGUCGUCCCCCUGUGUUCACAUCUUCGUCGUCAUCAUCGUCAUCGUCAUCGUCAUCGUCAUCGUCAUCGUCAUCGUCAGCGGCAUCGUUGCCUUUGGCAGCCGCCGAUUCUGCUGACAUCCCUCAACACGCCCAGCUACGUCCUGCUCUCUCAAUUCACAGACUUUGGGCAUCGUUUCCUCCCGCAGCAGUGUUCAUCUUAGCUAGGAAUAUAAUGCGGAUUCAUCUGGUUCCCCCUUCGAGCAGCAGCCGCAAGCCACCAAGGUAUCAGCGCAAUGACAACCAACAGUGUGCGGAGGCCCAUCAGGAUCUCGUUUUAAUCGAUACCUUGAGACAGGUCACACAACCAGCAGACACCGCCGCAAUUUUUCGGCUGUCAAGCUGUACCAAUAAACUGGGCACGGUGAUAGAGGACAUCGUGGAGUUGUUGAGCGCGGCAACCAAACCUCGAGGCAACGUGAUGGACACUCUUACCCCCACGUCACUUCUGCUACAGGAUACCUCACGACCAUUUGACAUGGAAAGCCUUGAAUCAUACGGUCUGUCAAUUCAAGAGACGGCAGGGCUGCCCUGGCCUGAGUUAGGUGCGCCGGGUAUGGUAUCGACAUCUAAAUCUGGAUAUUCCUCAGCCGUCUCCAAGUGUGCUGGGGACGAGCAGGUCGACAUACCUCAAUUUCUAGGUCAUGUAACAAUGGAAGACAUGUCAUGGCCGAUAGAAUUUAGUGAUGGUGUGGUACAAGGGUAUCGAGGCUCUAGAUUUGGAGCCGCCAGAGAUGAAUCAUCUAGUAGGGGUAGGAAGAGGCCGAGAGAGUCGGCUGGCCGUGGUAACUCAAGUGACUACACGCCUGGUAGCAGACAUAGUAAUUGA
Messenger RNA from Pochonia chlamydosporia 170, 2259 nucleotides. Its product is annotated as C6 transcription factor. The record is from RefSeq and is a predicted model, not a curated record. NCBI's taxonomy places the organism in Eukaryota, Fungi, Ascomycota, Sordariomycetes, Hypocreales, Clavicipitaceae. The transcript has 2 exons. Bases 1 to 2259 code for a protein of 752 amino acids.